AUGUUUAGAGCAGUUUCUAAGAGGAUUGGUAAUAAUGGAUUCAACUCAGUGAGAAGAUCUGGGUUUGUUUGGCCAGCAGGUGGUAAUUUUGCAAGAAACGGUUGUAAUCGUUUCUAUUCAUCAAUAAAUCAAGGGUCUAAAAAUGGAGGCAACAAGGGUAAAACUCUAUUAGUUUUGGGUUUAUUGGCUUUAGGUACUACUGGUGCAUCUGUUUUGUAUCAAAGAAGUUCUCCUAAGGAGUUUUUGGAAGAACCGAAGGUUAAGAAGUCUGCUGGAUCUAAGGCAUUCUUUUCAGCAGAUGAAGUUUCAGUGGUAUUUGUCUUAGGUGGUCCAGGUGCUGGUAAAGGUACUCAAUGUGAUAAGUUAGUCAAGAAUCAUCAAUUUGUUCAUCUUUCUGCUGGUGAUUUGCUACGUGCAGAACAGAACCGUGAAGGCUCUCAAUAUGGUGAAUUGAUCAAGAAAUAUAUCAAAGAUGGUUUGAUUGUCCCACAGGAGAUUACAAUUGCUCUGUUGAAAAAUGCCAUGUCUGAGAAUGUCAAGGAAGGUAGAUCAAAGUUUUUGGUUGAUGGGUUCCCAAGAAAGAUGGAUCAAGCAGUUAUAUUCGAAGAAGAAAUUGUUCCAAGUAAAUUUGUUCUUUUCUUCGAAUGUCCUGAAGAUGUCAUGUUGAGAAGGUUGUUAGAACGUGGGAAAACCAGUGGUAGAUCUGAUGAUAACAUUGAAUCUAUCAGAAAAAGAUUCAGAACUUUUGUCGACACCAGUAUGCCAGUAGUUGACUACUUUGAUAAAAUGGAUAAAGUUGUUAAAGUCAGCUGUGACGAACCUGUUGAUGUAGUCUAUGGACAUGUCGAAGAUGCUAUCAAGGCAAAGAUCGAUAGAAAGUAA
Vanderwaltozyma polyspora DSM 70294 is the source of this 882-nucleotide messenger RNA. RefSeq names its product bifunctional uridylate/adenylate kinase. Gene Ontology annotation, molecular function: UMP kinase activity; ATP binding. The transcript has a single exon. Bases 1 to 882 code for a protein of 293 amino acids. Gene Ontology annotation, biological process: CDP biosynthetic process; 'de novo' pyrimidine nucleobase biosynthetic process; UDP biosynthetic process. NCBI's taxonomy places the organism in Eukaryota, Fungi, Ascomycota, Saccharomycetes, Saccharomycetales, Saccharomycetaceae. The record is from RefSeq and is a predicted model, not a curated record. Gene Ontology annotation, cellular component: cytoplasm; nucleus.